Molecule: messenger RNA, 1400 nt
Organism: Medicago truncatula (barrel medic)
Lineage: Eukaryota; Viridiplantae; Streptophyta; Magnoliopsida; Fabales; Fabaceae
Product: 5'-adenylylsulfate reductase-like 5
Exons: 4
Coding region: 28-1089 (353 amino acids)
Source: RefSeq, a predicted model, not a curated record
CUCAAAUAAAAGAGAAUAGAAUAAAUUAUGACAUCAUAUUCCAUUUCCCAAUUCAAUUCCCAUUAUACUAAGCUGCAAACUGCUUUUCCUUUUCAUCACCAUCAAAUUCAACCACCGCCACAACACACAACACAACACCGAAACAAAAACCUUAUUCCCGUUUUACCCUUCCGUUUUUCACUUAUUUCCCAUCCUUACCCUUCCAUGGCUUCUCCGCUUCUUCCUCUUCUUCUCUCCAUAACCGCUUUCUCCGUCCUCCAAUCCACCUCCGCUUCCGCUUGCAUCCCUCCACCACCUUCCUUUCUCUUUCAUCUUCAAUCUCAAUGUCCAACCUUCAUCCAAUCCAAUCCUCCUCUUCAGGUGGAUGGAAAUUUCAUUGACGAAGUUCUAUCUGGUAGAAAGAUGAUCGAGUCUGUCUCUAUACUCUUCUAUGCUUCCUGGUGCCCAUUUUCCUGCAGAAUGCUUCCUAAAUUUGAAGCUCUUAGUUCCAUGUUUCCGGAAAUAGAGCAUUUGGUUAUUGAGCAAUCAUCAGCUUUACCAAGCUUAUAUUCAAAAUAUGGAAUCCAUCGUCUGCCUUCAAUUAUACUCGUGAACCAGACCUCAAGGUUGAGAUAUCGUGGUCGAAAUGAUAUUCUCUCUCUAGUGGAGUUUUACGAAAGUAAUACAAGAUUUGAAGCAAGUAGUAAUAUUGCUAUCGAUCAACCAAGCAGCAUGAUGAGCGAAGAGAAUUUUAGCCUGAACCUGAAGUCGUUGAUGGGUCUGUCACUUAAAGAAACAUUAAGAAGAGAACCCUACUUAGUGUUCUCUGUGAUGUUUAUUUGUUUGAGGAUACUUCUUUUUGUCUUUCCCAAGAUCCUAUCACGUCUCCGAGCUUUCUGGGUUUCCUGUAUUCCUCAUCUGAACAUGCAAAUAUUCGGCGAGACAAGCCAAGUGAUGGGACGCGUGCUUCAAGUGAUUGAUGUGAGGAGGAUUUGGACAAAGCUAGGACUAUGCAAGACGAGGAAUUUUCACGAGAGGGCUAGGAGUGCUCGGGUUUGGGCUUCGUCUUUGGCUUCUGUUUCUCUGGGUGAGUCAUCAUCAGCUAGAUAAUCAUUCCAAGGUUUGAAUUAACAACCUUACGAUGUCGUUAUGAGGGAAGUUAAGAGUUUACUUUUAUCAUAUAAUAUCUUCAAGCUGUAGGUGAUGCUUGCAUUACAUAGUCUCUCUCUCUUUCUCUCUCUCUCUUGCUGAUUUUAUUGGUAGAGAUGAUAGGCAAAUGUUGGUUUGUGUUUGAGUUGGGUUUUGUGAGGAAGGAACAGGCUUGUAAAUUUGAGAACUGUUUUCCUUUUUGUGUAAAUUAGUUGUUUCUUAAUGGAAUUAUAGACACAUGUUGUAAUAUGAGCAUCCUUCCCCUUCUCUCA